Sporothrix brasiliensis 5110 is the source of this 903-nucleotide messenger RNA. RefSeq lists its product as uncharacterized. Gene Ontology annotation, molecular function: ATP binding; protein kinase activity. The record is from RefSeq and is a predicted model, not a curated record. Gene Ontology annotation, biological process: protein phosphorylation. The coding region runs from base 1 to 903 and encodes 300 amino acids. NCBI's taxonomy places the organism in Eukaryota, Fungi, Ascomycota, Sordariomycetes, Ophiostomatales, Ophiostomataceae. The transcript has a single exon.
AUGCCGGCCAGAGACGAGUCCAAGACCCUUUUGGACGACCAUGCGGUUGAAGACUACGCCGAGACGGCCUGUGCGGACCUCCAAGGCACCUCAACCGCCGCCGCCUCCGAUCGGGAAUCCUCGCAAACAUCGACAAGCCGAGGCGGCAGUCGACGCGAGGGAGACGCAGUAGAAGCGGAAGCACUACCGAUUACGCCUCCACUGGGGACCGAAUGCCGUGAUUCGUACCGGUGCAUUGUCGACUACAGAGGCGCUCCCUACAAAGUGACCUGGCGCGGCAAGCAGCAAUAUCCCGACUUCUCGCAGUUCCCUCGCUUCGCCGCAGAUGCAGAUGCUGGCGCAGUCGCAGCCCGCCUACCACAGAGCCCCGAAAUGACGUCUCUAUGGAAGGCUUCGACACUCGUCGACUUUGGCUCGUAUGCGUCGAUACGGCGGCACAGCACAAGCCGGUGCCCGGCGUUUCCAAUGGUCAAGCUGGCCCAUCCAGACGACCAGGCACGGCGUAUCCUGCAGCACGAAUUCGCCGUCCUCUGCCGCCUCAUGGACCUCGUGGACAGAGGCUUGGAUCUGCCCGUUGUCCGCAUGGAUCCGGAGCCCAUUGUGGACGGCGGCGUGCUUUGUGGCUUCCGCAUGGAGGAGCUCAUCAAGCUGCCGGUGGUCGAUUUCGCGACACGAAAAGACGAUGCCACGGCGGCGUUGCAGCAGCUCCACGCCGCAGGCUUUAGCCACGGCGAUGUGCAGCCGAGCAACUUCAUGCAGGACAAGACGGGCCGUAUCGUUCUCAUCGACUUUGGCUUUGCAGGGCGCAUCGGACACGAGUUGCCUCUGUUCUUCCCACGCUGUGUAUAUGAGAGCAGCAUGUUCCACAAAGACGCCGACAUGGCCGCGCUGAGCAAGUGGUAA